UGACACAGUUUAUGAUUUCAUUUUCACAUGACUUCUGCUACAAUGUAAAACAUACAUGUUUUGAUUAGGUACACCUAUAUUUAAAAGCCAUGGAAGAAAACACAAACGAUCCUCAGAAAGAGAAAGAGGAAUCAACAGGUUACAGUAAAUAUGGAAUCACAGAUGUUCCCAAAACAUCUAUAGCUACGUCGUGGGGGCAGACCAAGACCUUUGCUGGACUGAGUCGUACUGAGUUGACGUUUCUUCUGGUUACAACUGUCAAUAUAUUGACAGCUAUUGGUUUGACACUGUACAGCUUCAUUGAAGUCAUCAAGAAUGACCCGGAGGUUCCCGACUUCACCUUCGCUCUUCUACUUCUGAUCAAUGCAGUGUUCUGCCUGUUUUAUGCGUUCCACGGUGUGCUCCGUGAGAGGAUCUAUGAGCUGUACGUCCUUAUCAUUGCUAUCAUAGUCAUCGUCCUCUACUGUACAGUGGAGUAUGGAGUGAAUGUUAAUGGCAGAAAAACAUUUAAAUUGGUACGCAUGAUACUGACGUGUGUGUUGGCUCCUCCAAACAUCGUCCUAGCGUGGGCAGUGGCUCGUGACUUUGGUUACCUGCAAUUCAGGAUCGUGGGAGCCUCAGAAUUUCUACAGCAUCUUUAUGCCCAAGCUUCAAUAUUUUCCUGUGCAUUGAAAUUUGAUGUUCAAGUAACGGUGAGCAUGGUAGUCCUGGUAUUGAGGAAGGGCACCAGUUUGAACGUCCUAGAACAGGUUGUGCUCGGGGUCGGAAUCCCAUACUCGAUUCUCUGGAAUAUACUCGGCUCUGUUGUGCUGAAGAAAGAAUGGCGAUCAGGAGCAUUUGUGUUCGCCUUCCUUGGACUGGCAAAGCCUUCCUACUAUAUCUACAAAAUAGCCAAUGAGUAUGUGAACAUUGAUGAUAACCUGAAGCAGAGUGAAACCAUUACUUAUGCCGUACUGACUGCAGGUAUUCUGGCCUUACUGGUUUGGCUGAUAAUGAUGGUGGAACUGUAUAUUGUCUGCAAGAAUUUUGGAAAUGGACUUAAAGAGAUUGCAUUUGAAACAGCGGCAACAGAAUCUACCAGUUUGAUCACAGGACGAAAACAGCGACAUCAUAAUCCACUGAUUUGAUCUGUAGCUUGAUGAAGGAGACAUCUGGAAAGAUUGCAUCUGUGAUAGUUACAUCACAAAUGGAUAACCAAAUUUGUGUUUGAAGUAACUUUUUCCUUCAUUUAAUAUUUUUCAUGUUUUGUACUUUCAGAAACCAGAUGUUCAGAUGAUUAUAAGCUUAGUGAAAAUUUAAUGAUUUUAUAUGUGCAAGUUCAUAUUGAACUGUAACCAUGCAGUCAUAUUUACAAGUCACAGCAUUCAUAGUUACAGGUAACAGCAGUCAUAGUUACAAGUUACAGCAGUCAUAGUAAAUUUGGAAUACAUGCAUUUAAUUUGUUCAUGAAGAAAUAUGCAUUUGUUGGGAUUUACUUUAAUCAGGCUUCUAACAACCAGUUGUUUUGAUUUGUCAUCGAUUGUACAAUGUUACCAUACACAUAAUGUAACCAUUUAAAGUGCCAUGCUAUCAUGUGUAGGUUAGGAUAUUUCAGUGAGAUGAUACUCAAAA
Molecule: messenger RNA, 1611 nt
Organism: Mizuhopecten yessoensis (Yesso scallop)
Lineage: Eukaryota; Metazoa; Mollusca; Bivalvia; Pectinida; Pectinidae
Exons: 10
Coding region: 90-1127 (345 amino acids)
Source: RefSeq, a predicted model, not a curated record